AUCGAGGCGCAGCCGGCAGCCGCGGCGCCCGCGCAGCUCCUUCAGUGCCUUGGCUGGGCGUUUGUGUGAGCGACCGACCGGCGCUCGCCCCGGUCCGCCGCUUGUCCCGUAGCUGUCCGUCCCCUCAUCGUCGCCGCGAGCCCCGGGGUGCUUCAGACUGCAGACUCACUGCACGGGCUCCCGCACUGAGGAAUGAAUGAAACGUCAUUUUGCCUCACCCACCCAGAGCUCCUUCAAGAGAAACGGUAUCCAGCUGAUUCACUGUCACCCCACGGCUCGGCCCCACCGGGGACAGCGUCCACCUCAUCUGCAGGAGUGUUCGCUCUCUGACUGAGAUCACUCUGGUUAAAAACGCAACAUCCUAAACUUACUGCCAGUUUGUUGGAGAUCUGAAGAGGCAGCAAGGCGGGCUGUUCCACUACCUCAUCUCUGAACUGCCAGAACACUUUUUGAAAAUGGCAGAAGCCCAUCAAGCAGUAGCGUUUCAGUUUACAGUAACUCCAGAUGGGAUUGACCUGCGAAUGAGCCAUGAGGCUCUCAGACAGAUCUAUCUUUCUGGUCUCCAUUCCUGGAAAAAGAAGUUCAUCAGAUUCAAGAAUGGAAUUAUCACAGGCGUGUAUCCUGCUAGCCCAUCCAGUUGGCUUAUUGUAGUAGUGGGAGUGAUGUCAACAAUGUAUGCCAGAAUUGAUCCUUCUUUAGGAAUAAUAGCUAAAAUCAACCGGACCCUUGAUACAACUGGUUAUAUGUCCAACCAAACGCAGAACAUUGUGAGUGGGAUGCUUUUUGGCACAGGGCUGUGGGUAGCCCUUAUUAUGACAAUGCGAUACUCACUGAAGAUGCUGCUUUCCUAUCAUGGAUGGAUGUUUGCUGAACAUGGCAAACUUUCCACAGCAACCAAGAUUUGGAUGAGGCUGGUAAAGCUUUUCUCAGGUUGUAAACCAAUGUUGUACAGCUUUCAGACAUCUUUGCCACGACUGCCGGUCCCAGCUGUUGAAAACACUGUUAACAGGUAUCUGGAUUCAGUUCAGCCACUUAUGAAUGAUGAACAGUUCAAAAGAAUGGAGGGUCUUGCCAAAGAUUUUGCAUUUAAUCUUGGACCAAAACUACAGUGGUAUUUGAAACUGAAAUCCUGGUGGGCCACAAACUAUGUUAGCGACUGGUGGGAAGAAUAUAUCUACCUAAGAGGACGUGGGCCAAUUAUGGUUAAUAGUAAUUACUAUGCAAUGGACUUUCUGUAUGUUGUUCCCACUUCCCUGCAGGCAGCUAGAGCAGGUAAUGUUAUCCAUGCCACCCUGCUCUACAGGAAAAAACUGGACAGACAGGAAAUCAAGCCAAUUCUUCUGAUGGGAUCCACUGUUCCACUCUGCUCAGCUCAGUGGGAGCGAAUGUUUAAUACCUCCCGUAUCCCAGGAGAGGAAACAGACACUAUCCAGCACAUGAAGGACAGCAGACACAUUGUCGUGUAUCAUAAGGGCCGUUAUUUCAAAGUCUGGCUAUAUCAUGAUGGUAGACUGUUGAAGCCUCGGGAAAUUGAACAGCAGAUGCAAAGAAUUCUAGAUGACAGUUCAGAACCUCAGGCUGGAGAAGAGAAGUUAGCAGCUCUGACUGCAGGAGAUAGAGUACCCUGGGCUAAGGCUCGUCAGGCCUAUUUUGGACGCGGAAAGAACAAGCAGUCUUUGGAUGCUGUGGAAAAAGCAGCUUUCUUUGUGACUUUGGACGAAACUGAGCAGGGCUACAGGGAAGAGGAUCCAGUGACUUCAAUGGAUACAUAUGCAAAGUCUCUUCUGCAUGGCAGUUGUUACGACAGGUGGUUUGACAAAACAUUCACUCUUGUAGUGUUCAAGAAUGGCAAAAUGGGCCUGAAUACAGAGCAUUCUUGGGCAGAUGCUCCUAUUGUUGGACACCUUUGGGAGAAUGUUAUGUCUUCUGAUUGCCUUCAACUGGGCUAUACAGAGGAUGGUCAUUGCAAAGGAGACAUCAAUCAAAAUAUUCCUUUCCCCACCAGACUACAGUGGGAAAUCCCUGAAGAAUGCCAAGAAGUGAUUGAGAGGUCCCUGUGCACUGCGAAAUCUCUAGCAGAUGAUGUGGACUUCUGUUCUUUUCCCUUUGAUGCUUUUGGGAAAGGGUUAAUCAAGAAAGCUAAAAUAAGCCCUGAUGCCUUUGUGCAACUUUCCCUUCAGCUUGCUCACUAUCGGGACAUGGGAAAAUUUUGUUUAACAUAUGAAGCCUCUAUGACCCGCCUGUUUAGAGAAGGCAGGACAGAAACAGUGCGCUCAUGUACUACUGAAUCGUGCAAUUACGUUCGAGGCAUGGAAGAUCCAACCCAAAAUAAUGAAAAGAGGUGUAAACUAUUCAGGAUUGCUGCUGAUAAACACCAGCACUUGUAUCGCCUUGCCAUGACUGGUGCAGGCAUUGACCGCCAUCUGUUCUGCCUUUAUGUGGUGUCCAAAUACCUUGGUGUUGAGUCUCCUUUCCUUAAGGAAGUUUUGUCAGAGCCUUGGAGGUUGUCAACAAGUCAGACACCACAGCAGCACAUUGAUCUGGAGAAGAACCCUGAGUUUGUAUCCAGUGGCGGAGGCUUUGGACCUGUUGCUGAUGAUGGUUAUGGUGUGUCUUAUAUUCUUGUGGGUGAACACCUCAUCCAUUUCCAUGUGUCCAGCAAAUUCUCUUGUCCUGAGACAGAUUCUCAUCGUUUUGGAAAAAACAUCAAGCAAGCAAUGGUUGACACCAUAGCUUUAUUUGGCGUUGGUAUGAACUCUAUCAAGUGAUUCCCUAAUAUCAAUGCCAGUGUCCUACCAUUGGGGCGAGAACUCUUCUGAUCAAUGAAUGAAAGCAAGGUGUACUACGCAACGGUUGGAGGGGCAUUUGGUCAUAAUCAUCCAGUGAUCACCUGUGAAUAAGGAUUCAACACCUAGGCUGAGGUUCAAAUGUCCUAUCACUUCACAAUAGCUCAGAAGAGUUUUCUUCCCAUAAGGGAUGACUUUUGACAUCCUAUGUGAUUCUAGGGAUAGUAUAAAGCAACAUCAUGUGAAAGGCAUGUGUACUGUAGCUACUGUAGGCCUGUCUCAAUUUUGUGUACAUUUAGUAACUUUUUACUUAAAAUCUGGGUCUUACUUGUAUUUCAUAAAUGAGUGGAUAAAAUUUAUUAAGUCAAUCUUAAUCAGCAGAAAGUAUUUGACUUCAUAUGUACUGGUAGCAAAACAUCAAUUGGUAUAUCUGCUGCUUCUGUCUGAGAGUGACAAGACUUGUGGGUAUUCAUCUAGGUUGUCACUUUUUAAAGAUAUUUCUUUGCAUUGAAAAUAUAUCACAACCUGACAUAACCUAAUGUAAUGCACUAACUGAAAAUAUACUGUGCUUCUUGGAAAUAAGUAUAUGCUACAGUGGGUAGUAAAAUAGUUGCAUUACAUAAAAGAAUGGCAGGUAUCACCUAUUUUCCUCUGUUUUAUAAGCAUAUAGUUUGCCACAUCUUAAUUUUAUUACCAUAUGAACAUACCUGCAUGUUGUAUGAGCCAGUGCCUUAAAAAUGAAAGGCCUCAAUACAGGGAAACCUUACACUGUGGGGUUCUUGUUUUUUGAAUUAUUUCUAUACAUUUUCUAUGCUGAACAAGGGGAAUGGGAUUGUAAAUUUAAUUCUCAAGUUGAUUUAUUUAGGCAACAUAGGAUAAGAGUUCAUGUUUUUACACGUUGCAAUUUGGCUGAGGGCCUCUAUGUGAAAUGCCCCUUUAUCUGUCUAAUGAAAGACUAAUCCUGGUGAGACAAUGAAUUAACUUUGUUUCAGAACCACCACAUUUCUAAAAAUCACCAUUUUGCUGUGUAAGUCACCAAAGAUAACUGCUGCAUCUCAUGUACGUUUUUCUCUGGGACUCCAGGGAACGUAGCCAUUAGUACAUACAAACCCGUUGGGCAAUCCAUAGAAGAAGACUGUCUGCAGCUAAGGAACUGCAUCUUGUCUACCCUCAUGUUUAAAGCAGCACCCACCACAUUUCCAAACAUCUUUAAGGGGAAAGGAUUAAGACAGUCAAAUGGUAAUGCCAGAAUGGUGAAAUCUAGCAUUCUCUGGUCUCUGCCUGGAGAGGCUCUGGGUAGGGCCAUGGAGAAUCAACACACACUUAAUGAGGAAAGCAAAUGGGGAGGGAGAGAGAAAGGAAAAAAAAACUGAGCAGUACCACUCAAAAAGGUAUAUAAUGGAAAUUUUAAAAGCAAAGUAAAGAAACCUUCACAGUUCAUGGUUGCUAUGAAAUUAAAUGAAGUAGCUUUUUGUGAUACCUCUCUUCCCUGGGGUUCAAGUUGUGUUCAUUUUAGACAGUCUUUAUAUCACACAGAGCCUAAGCAGCAUAAAAUGUGGCAAGUACUUGUCAGAGCAACUGUAUAUAAAAGGAUCAUGUAACAUAUACAGUGGUGGUCAGUACAAAAAUGACUGCUGCUCCAGGGCUAUAACAACAUUAACAGCCCUGUAAAGGAAAAUGUCAAAUUUAUCUUUAGAUUGAGAAUAUGAAUAUUUUCUGAGCAUUAUCUUGUUUUGACUCUGCCACGUAAAUUUUUUUUCCCUCUGGGUUCCACACAAAUUUAAUACACAAGUUUGGGAAGAGGCCCAGAUGCAUAGUCAUGUAAAUAUUGUAAUGCAGGAACUCGACAGAAGUGGGCCAGAUAAUUUUUAUUGGGUCAGAUACAGUGUGCAGGCAAGGAGAUUAUCAAAUAAGCCUUACUGCAACUGGCAGGCAUGGCAUCUAAUCAGACUACUGCAGCAACUUCACAGUGAAUUGUCCUUUUGGAGCUGCAGAAAUCAUGCACUAUUUAUAAUGACCACUGACCAAUCUGUAUUAAAUUAACAUUGACAUAUUAGCUUGUAGGAGAAUUUUUUAUUAAGAAAAUAUUUAGGUUUGACUCUCAGGUUUUAAAUGUUACAUAUGUAAUUGUAGGUAGUGCAGUUAUCAAUGCAAUUUUACAUUCCUUAAGAGAAUGUAAAUAUAAUUGGCACAGGAAGAGUUUGUUUUUAUUGUACAUGUUGAAAAGGAUGAUAAGUCUUAUGUAUUUUUUAUUUGGAGCAGAUAAUUUCUAAACAUGGUUUGUAUUUCAUUUAUCUUAGAAUGUCAACUGCAUGUAAAUAAAAAUGUGCUCUUUUGGAUGUAAAUCUUAAAAAUGCACAGUGAAUGUAGGUUAUCAUUAAUUAAAAUUUUUUUAAUCUUCCUAUCCUCUACAUUAUGUACACACAGUGAAACUGCUCACUUUUGUUUGCUUAAGUUGUAUGAAAGUGACAGUUUACCUCUAAUUUUUUAGUGUGGUACACAUAAUACUAAGAAGCACGGCCAAGUUAAAAUAUUGUGUAUAUAUUUAGAAAAAUUCUUGAUUGGUUGAUUCUCAACCAGUGAUUUAAAGAGGACAAAACUAAGGUUGAGUAGGCAAUCGAAUUUGGUAGGAAUUAUAGUAAAUCAGUUAUUACAUGGCAUUGAGGAAUUGGCUGGACAACUGAAUUGUGCAUUUCCAGAUUUUCUAAUAUUUAGCUUUUUGGUGUGAUUUGGGAAACUUAAUAUUUAGGUGUUAACACUUACUCUGGUUGAUGGUCCUAACUAUUUUUAAAGUUUUGUUUUUUGUUUUUUGGUGGGAAUAUGGAUUAGGGUGUCUGACUUUAGCCCCACAAGUUUAAAAAAAGUUCCUAAUUUAUUAUGCUUUGUACCAUAUUGAUUUCCUAUAUCAGAUUUACUAAUUUAUACUGGUUUUAUCAUGCUCAUUUACUCCACUUGUACUAUCUUUUCAUCAGUUAUUUACAUCUAACACUUCUAGUUUGUUCUUUAAUUAUAUUUGUUCUGCCUUUCUGACUCUGAACAAUAAAAAUUAAGGGUUUCACAAUUA
Malaclemys terrapin pileata is the source of this 5850-nucleotide messenger RNA. It is a transcript of the gene CPT1A, whose product is annotated as carnitine palmitoyltransferase 1A. The transcript is spliced from 21 exons. Gene Ontology annotation, molecular function: carnitine O-palmitoyltransferase activity. Gene Ontology annotation, cellular component: mitochondrion. Lineage: Eukaryota; Metazoa; Chordata; Testudines; Emydidae. Bases 456 to 2768 code for a protein of 770 amino acids. Gene Ontology annotation, biological process: fatty acid metabolic process; carnitine metabolic process. The record is from RefSeq and is a predicted model, not a curated record.